Molecule: messenger RNA, 1422 nt
Organism: Cooperia oncophora
Lineage: Eukaryota; Metazoa; Nematoda; Chromadorea; Rhabditida; Trichostrongylidae
Source: the annotation of a GenBank genome assembly
UGGGGCUAUGCACGCAUAACAUGCGGACAUGAUUCUUCAUUCCUUUUCAGGUACAGUUCACCUUAUCACGACCCAAAGGAUUGGCUCACACUAACAUUCAAGAGGGAACAAGUUUUCAAUGUGGUACUCGGGCUCAGCGUGAUGGACUUUGCUAAAAUGCAGCUUUUUGCUUACAACGUCUGCAGAGGGAAGUGUUGUCUUGCCGAAUUUCCCAGUAGUAAUUUUCAUACAUGUAUUCUCGAAGAUUCUUCCCUGAAUUCGACAGCCCGAUUUGAUCUUGGUAUUUUUGAGAUGAUGCAUAGCUGUCCUGCUGGUGUCAUGGAAUUGGCUGGCAUCCCGAAACAAUGCUUGUCUCAGCUAUCGGCAUGGGAUACCAUCACUACCGUCUACUUGGAAUGGAGAAACGAUCCCAGUUUCGUACCUGUUUACACCUUGCAGGCUGGAUGUUUGCCAAUAUUUGUGAAUACUCUGAACAGAGCUUGUUCAAUGGCAUAUUUCCAGAUUUCCUCGUCUGCACAAUCUGAUCCAGCAUACCAGAACGUAAUAAUGCCUGAGUAUCUCAAUAUUGAUCCUGAUAAGACUGACUACUUCCUAAUGAAUUGCAAUGAAUUCACGGAGUCGACACGGCCCACACUGCUUUCCAUACAUCAUGUUGGAGGAUCCGCCAUCUCGACUCCACGUCCGCUUAGCAAUGAAUUCGAACAUGUAGUUUCCAAAGGUGCCAAGGGAGUGAUUCUUUUCUCUCUCGGCUCGUUGGUGAAGUCGAGCGAUAUGCCCGUGGCUGUUCGUAGAGCUUUUACUGAAGCUUUCCAAUCAUUCCCGGAAUACGUUAUCAUUUGGAAAGUUGACAGAGUGUCAAACGUCACUUACUCAAAUAUCGUCUACUACGAUUGGGUUCCACAAGUGGAUCUUUUAGCUGACGGACGAGUGAAGCUGCUCAUAACUCAUGCUGGUAUGAAUUCCAUCCAAGAAGCGGUUCUGUUCGGUGUUCCAAUGGUGACUGUUCCUCUCUUCGCUGACCAGUACACAAAUGCAGCAGUGGCAAACGAACGUGGCUUUUCGGUCACUUUGGAUAAACUAUUCCUCUCAAAAGAAGUUAUCGUGGAAGCCAUCAGCACCGUACUUGGAAGUAACGGGGAAAGCAGUUAUACGAAGCGAGUACGGCAAGCAGCGCGACUUCUGAGAGGAAGUCCCGAAGAGAUGCGGAGAAAAAUCAAGCGCUUGGCACGAGUGUCCGGUUCGGAACCUCCACUCAACCAUUUGAAGCUCGACAUAGGUCAUCUUAACAAUUUCCAAUACUAUAACAUUGACGUAUACCUUUUCUUAUGUCUAACGUUUUCUUUUUCCAUAAUAAUGUUUUAUUACUUCACUGCAUGGGUUGUUCAUUCCAUUUUGUGUUCGAGAAAAGAGAAAUUUGAGUAG